UUCCGUCACGGUAGUAACGUUAGCCAGUCCGGAAGUUGUAUUUCGGCGGUAGUGGGGACAGGAAAAUUGUAUUGACUAAAGAGCGACAUAAAGAGCCAAACGCCGAGGGGCUCUUUAACUCUGGGAACCCUUGUGCCUUCCAUACAUUUAUUGUCCGGCCACAGAUACAUACGACAGAAGUGCGACAGCUGGUGCGUCGACGUAAAAAAAAAAAAAAAGGGCGAAAUGGGCAGAAGUACACAUAUGAUGAAGUAGAGGAGAGGCGGAAGAAGAGAAGUGAGAAGUGAGAAGAAACCAAUAAACAUGAUCGUCGUACGGUACUAGCUGUACUAGCUGUCUAGUUGAGGACAUGAAGCGAAGUUGAUGGCAAAAGGCUGAAGUAAUGGAUAACCCCCCUCCCCAACCCAGGAGUACCCUAUCUCUCCCUCUUCCUCUACCUUAUCUUCCCUCUCCUUUUUGCUCCUGUGCUUUCCUCUCUUCCUACACGUCCUCUCCAUAUCUGUGUGAUACUCUGUUUGGUCAUCCAUGUCCAAGCAUUCCUGUAGAUACAUACAUGUAAACUGUAAAUGUGUUUUCUAAUAGUUUCAUAUAUUAAACCACAAUACAUAUUUCCUUAAUAACCAGUCUGUCUGUUCAUGUCUUCUGUCUGUCAAUCAUUAAAUCAAACCCCUUACUCUGUGAAUGGAUCUUUCCUCUUUAUAAGAAUACGGGAACCAUCUAUUUUGACUUCUGUGUGUCAUUCCACUGUAGAACCCCCUUGUUUCCCUAUCUUUAACUGUCAUCAGUGUGACCACUUGUAAUAACCCCUGUUGCUUCUGUGGUCUCAUUGGGCCAUGGUCCGUAAAAAAGGGUCCUUUAUCUUGUGUGGGGUCUUCCUGUUUGUUACCUGGAAUGCUGUGCUUCUCCUCUUUCUUUGGGGGCGGCUUCCCACUCGCCGCCUGGGAGAGGGAGGUCAAGCUGAGCCUGGGAGCAGAGAGGAAUUGGGAGGGGCUGGAUUAGACUUGGCCAAGGAAGUGAUCCGAUUGGCAGACCAAGUGGAAGCUGAGCUUGAAACCCAGAAAAAACUUCUGCUGCAGUUACAGAAACACCGGCCAUUAUGGGAAGGACUUGGAAGGAGAGUGAUUGAUAGCAAAAAGGGAGGAAAGGACUUGCCACAACCACAUCAGAAAUACCCUGGUUUUGCCAAUGUUGACCAAAGUAAAGGAAAGCAAGAUAAAGAUUCCAUAAUCCUACCUAUUCCCAAUAUAAAAGUAGAAAAUAAAGGACUGGUUAUCAAUGAAGACAAAUUUAAAAGCACAGUUGCCUCUUCUACUGAUGUAAUUCCUAUCUUGGUUAUUGCUUGUGACAGAGUCACUGUGAAGAGGUGUCUGGACAAGUUAAUACAGUAUCGUCCCUCUGCAGAGCUUUACCCAAUCAUAGUCAGCCAGGACUGUGGUCACGCUGAUACUGCGCGUGUGAUUGGCUCUUACGGGAGCCAGGUGACUCACCUUAGCCAACCUGACCUUUCAAACAUUCAGGUGCGACCUGAACAUAAGAAGUUCCAGGGUUACUACAAAAUCUCCAGACACUACCGAUGGGCUCUCAACCAGGUGUUCAACACCCUCUCCCACUCUACUGUUGUCAUUGUGGAGGAUGACUUGGAGGUGGCGCCAGAUUUUUUUGAGUAUUUCAGAGCCCUUUACCCCAUUCUACGUUCAGACCCAACUCUGUGGUGUGUGUCCGCCUGGAAUGACAAUGGGCGAGAGGGGCUGGUGGAUCCUGGAAAGGCAGAGCUCUUGUACAGGACUGACUUCUUCCCUGGCCUGGGCUGGAUGCUCAUGAAGGAGAUGUGGACAGAACUGGAGCCCAAGUGGCCUGCUGCCUUCUGGGACGACUGGAUGCGUCAGCCAGAUCAACGCAGAGACAGAUCCUGCAUCCGGCCAGAAAUAUCAAGAACAUUGACGUUUGGGCGCAAGGGCGUGAGCUUGGGUCAGUUUUUUGACCAGUACCUGCGCUACAUUAAACUCAACACUGACUUUGUGCCUUUCACCACACGGGAUCUGUCUUUUUUGGUUCGUGAGAUAUACAACAACAUGUUUGAAAAGGAGGUGUACAGCGCCCCCUUGGUGAAGGCUGAGGAACUGAAGGGGGGUACAUUGCAGGGUGUAGGGCCCUUUCGUGUGCAGUAUUCCAGCAAAGACAGCUUCAAGCUGCAGGCUCGCAGUUUGGGGGUGAUGGAUGACUUGAAGUCAGGAGUUCCUAGAGCAGGAUACAGGGGUGUGGUCAGCUUCAUGUCACGUGGACGAAGGAUCUACUUGGCACCUCCCAGCGGUUGGAGCCACUACGACACCAGCUGGAGCUGAGAGGCACACCAUGGGCUAUAGUGGGAGUGAAGAACCGAAAGAAUCAUUGGAGAGACAAAUUACUGUGUGUCAGAAAAGAACCCGUGCAAACCAAAGAAAACUGUAGAAGGGGAAAUGGGAACGUGAAUAGUGAGGCUGAGACAUUGGAGGGUGGGUGGAAAGGGAAAAGAGAUGAGUAAAGUAUAAGGAGAGGAAUGUAGAUUAUGGAAGUAUUGGGAAAAUAAAAGGAGGAACCAUGGUAAACUAAUGGUGGUAAAGUGAGACCUGUAGGUGAAUAUACAGCGCGUAUACCAUGGUAUACCAGUGCUAAAAUAUAAAAUCAAAAUAAAUAGAAUAUGAGUUCAUAAAGGGGGCUCAAAAUAAAUAUGCAAUUUCGUUUUUAGCUGGAUGAAAGUGAAAAUUUCACAUGAACUGUGAUUUGUUGACAACAGUGUGUUGUGGAUGCCAUGUAUCCAGCUAUUGUUGGUAAGUUAAAUAAGAGUCUAGCUUGCAUUUCAGCUGACAAUAAGUCUGGAGCACUCCGUACAAGAGUGUAACUUUAGCACUAUAUAAGCUAGCUGUUCCUUUGCACCAGUGCACCCCCCCGGACACUUUUUUCAGUCAAAAUUUGCAUCGUAUUUUUCUUGCAACCUACACAGGGAAAGAUGCAGCUGAGUCUUUGCACACAUAAGUGGCAAGCCAGUGAUUAUCUUACAGUUAGAUACAUGAUCUUUACUCAAGGUGUGGCACAUCUCCCACUAACCACAACAACACAUACAGUUGGUGCCUGCUGACAGACUUGAGGCACAUACAGUAAGCAGCAUAACCCUGAGCAACCUCACCCAACCCCAGCAGAAUGAAGUCAGUGUUGACUUUUUUAUAGCCUGCUAAUGAAACGUCCAAACUCAAGCUUGCUGUGUCUAAGUUACAGGUUUUUGCGUGUGCUUGGAACAAUAGCCUUUAAAACUGAGUCAUGCUGGAGGACUGCCAAACUAAUUCAGAAUUGGAUAAUUAUAGUAUAUGUCACCAAAUCAGGAUGCAGUUGCUGCUAUUAUUAUCCAAGCAUGUUAUUUUUCUUAUUAGCUUUCAGACAGGUUAAUACACAACAACUUCAGGACAUUAAUAAAUCAGCUGUCUUUCAUACACCAUCUCUUUGCUGUUGAUUUCCAUGCUUUUAUUGUUUGUCUUGGAGGAUGGGCCCUGCAGAUGAAGCAGAAAAAUAUUUUCACCAUUGUUAAGCAAAUGUAUCUUUUUUGCAUUUGUGUAAUAUUGUGCUAUUGCCUUGGUGCUUGGAACUUCUGGCCAUUGUGUCUUUUGUCUUCCACAACUCUUGCUGCAUAUAACGGCAGCAAUAUUAUGUUAUUAGCUUUCACUGGAACUCCAUGGUACGUAAUGUCAGCUCAAUGUAUGACAUUUGCACAAAAUAUGACCAUGUCCAUUGAAAGAAACUUUUCAACUGACGUGCAAUAUGUGGAAGCAUUUCUUUAAUUCCGCACCUAUCAGAACAAGCAAAUAAUUGUGAUUAUUGGGGAUAAAUUGGUAACAAAAAUCUAAUUAUGGGCUUCAGGCUGUAGGUUAUUGAAUAUUAUAAGGUUUGAGCUUCUCGGAAGGUAUGAAUGAGAGCGAUGUAUAAUUAAAUUCUUCGUGCCACAAGCA
Conger conger (European conger) is the source of this 3977-nucleotide messenger RNA. It is a transcript of the gene mgat1a, whose product is annotated as alpha-1,3-mannosyl-glycoprotein 2-beta-N-acetylglucosaminyltransferase a. The coding region runs from base 834 to 2342 and encodes 502 amino acids. Gene Ontology annotation, biological process: protein N-linked glycosylation. Gene Ontology annotation, cellular component: Golgi apparatus. The record is from RefSeq and is a predicted model, not a curated record. The transcript is spliced from 3 exons. NCBI's taxonomy places the organism in Eukaryota, Metazoa, Chordata, Actinopteri, Anguilliformes, Congridae. Gene Ontology annotation, molecular function: alpha-1,3-mannosylglycoprotein 2-beta-N-acetylglucosaminyltransferase activity.